This is a messenger RNA of Chrysoperla carnea, 1252 nucleotides long. RefSeq names its product calbindin-32 (gene Cbp53E). The coding region runs from base 188 to 1252 and encodes 354 amino acids. NCBI's taxonomy places the organism in Eukaryota, Metazoa, Arthropoda, Insecta, Neuroptera, Chrysopidae. Gene Ontology annotation, biological process: regulation of long-term synaptic potentiation; regulation of presynaptic cytosolic calcium ion concentration. Gene Ontology annotation, cellular component: cytosol; synapse; dendrite. The record is from RefSeq and is a predicted model, not a curated record. Gene Ontology annotation, molecular function: calcium ion binding. The transcript has 15 exons.
CAGAUAUUUGCAGUGGAUUAUUGGGGCAUUAACUAAGAUAUUCAAAACUCCACAAAUUCCGGUUAUUAACAACUCGGCGUUAAAAAGAAGCUGGACUAACAAUAAAGUUCAUAAGGCACUAAAAGUUACUCAAAUUUGCCAUUAUAUCCAAAUAUAUAUAAAUAUUUAACGGAAAGAAGAAACAAAUAUGGCAUCAACAGCUGCAACAAAUGUAUCGUUAAGUAAGAAUGGUUUACCAUCUACAGACGGUACAGGAAAACCCCACGUUGGUGAAGUGAAAAGCUCAUCGAAUGCAUCCAGUAUGGAUGUUGAUGGUCCAUCAUCAGCAGCGAAAAAAUUAAAUUUGGAGAAAGCAACAAACUUUAUGCGACAAUAUCGUGAUCCACAAAGUAGAGAAUUACGUAAAUUAUCAGCGAAUCAAUUUAUGGAAGUAUGGAGUCAUUAUGAUAAAGAUGGAAAUGGUUACAUCGAAGGUACAGAAUUAGAUGGAUUUUUACGGGAAUUUGUAUCAAGUGCAAAUGUAACAGAUAUCAGUCCAGAGGCGGUGUCGGAUGCAAUGUUAGUGGAAUUAAAAGCAUGCUUUAUGGAAGCAUACGAUGAUAAUCAAGAUGGUAAAAUCGAUAUUCGAGAGCUCGCACAAUUAUUACCGAUGGAAGAAAACUUUUUAUUACUGUUUCGAUUCGAUAAUCCAUUAGAAUCAAGUGUUGAAUUUAUGAAGAUUUGGCGAGAAUAUGACACUGAUGGAAGCGGAUACAUUGAGGCUGAUGAAUUAAAGAAUUUUCUACGAGAUUUAUUAAAAGAAGCAAAGAAGAUUAAUGAUGUAUCAGAGGAUAAACUUAUCGAAUAUACUGACACAAUGCUACAAGUGUUCGAUUCAAACAAAGAUGGUCGCCUACAAUUAUCCGAGAUGGCAAAACUUUUACCGGUGAAGGAAAACUUUUUGUGUAGGCAAGUCUUCAAGGAAGGAAUAGAAGGAGCCACAAAGUUAACCAAAGUUGAUAUCGAACGAGUCUUUUCACUUUAUGAUCGAGAUAAUAAUGGAACCAUUGAAAAUGAGGAGCUUCGUGGGUUCUUAAAAGAUUUACUAGAACUCGUCAAAAAAGAUUAUGAUGCUCAAGAUUUAUUGGACUUUGAAGAAACAAUAUUACGUGGUGUUGAUUACAAUCAAGAUGGUAAAAUUAAUAAGAAAGAAUUGACAAUGAUUUUACUUGCGCUUGCAAAACAUAAUCAAGAAGAUGAAAGCUCAGCUUAA